AUGAUAAAAUUCAUCGCCUCCGGUUUUGCCGCGCUAUCCGGCUUUGCAAUUUUGGCACUGACCAUUUUUGUACCCCAAAUUUAUUGGGAAAUCAACGAGUUGCAAGUUGAGGUUGUUGGUGUUGUGGAGAGUUUUAAGGUGGAAACCGAUUCUCUGUGGAUCGACCUGAUGGAUGUCCAAAUCAAGCACUCUGCGCCAUCUCGUCCACUGGAAAAUCCACUCCUUAGAAGGGAUAAACGCUUCGCAAAACUGCCAGACUGGUGUCAGUGUGAUUCAGCACCACAAUGUCCGCCCGGACCACCAGGACCACAAGGAGCUCCAGGAGCACCAGGAAUCCCCGGAGAAGCUGGACCUCGUGGAAUGGACAAUCCCCACCAAAUCUCCACCACUUCCUGCGAUCAACAAAUUUCGGGAUGUGUUCAAUGCCCAAGAGGGCCUCCAGGACCUGCUGGACCCGUUGGAGACAUUGGACCACAAGGACCAGAUGGUGCUCCAGGAGCACCAGGAUCCCCAUCUCAGACUCACGGGCGGCCAGGACUUCCAGGACCACCAGGAGAUGCUGGAGCUCCCGGAGCACCAGGAUUGGAUGGAGAGCCAGGACAUCCGGGGGCGGAUGGACAGAGACAAAAGGGUCAACCGGGACCACCGGGACCACCAGGAGCCAGAGGAAAAGCUGGAGAAAAUGGGAGAGCCGGAGAGAAGGGACGAGAUGGGGAGGCUGGAAGUGAGGGAAUUCCAGGGGUGCCUGGACCAAGAGGAGCACCAGGAACACCGGGAAGUGUUGGACAAUCUGGUGGGCCAGGAAUUCCAGGUAAGGAUUUUUUAAUCGUUAAAAAAACUGAAACGUCUGAUGGACAAUACUGUCCCUGCCCGCCAAGAUCCUUCAUUUUGGCUGCCAAUUCUCGUCGUCUUCGUUCUCACGUCUGA
Caenorhabditis briggsae is the source of this 927-nucleotide messenger RNA. RefSeq names its product Protein CBR-COL-118 (gene Cbr-col-118). Lineage: Eukaryota; Metazoa; Nematoda; Chromadorea; Rhabditida; Rhabditidae. The transcript has 4 exons. The record is from RefSeq and is a predicted model, not a curated record. Gene Ontology annotation, molecular function: structural constituent of cuticle. Bases 1 to 927 code for a protein of 308 amino acids.